This is a messenger RNA of Pseudo-nitzschia multistriata, 1755 nucleotides long. Lineage: Eukaryota; Bacillariophyta; Bacillariophyceae; Bacillariales; Bacillariaceae. The record is from the annotation of a GenBank genome assembly.
AUAACGAUAGAUUGGUGGUGGCAAUGGAUCGAGUUUUCUGCUCUAGACGCCGUCGACGUCGCCCAGGUCUUCCUCGUCAAAGAUUUCCUGCAGUUCGGCCUUGGCCUUCUUCAGGGCGGCCUGUUGCUUUCGUUCCUGUUGUGCCUUGAAAUCGAGCAGUUCUGCCUCGACGUCGGGUUCCUCGCCGUUGAGCUGGCGGUAUUUCAGGUCCCCCUCAAAGAGRGCCCGGUCCCAGACCGACUCGAUGAAUUCGGCUUGGGUCAGCUGCUGGUCGACGGUUCCGGCCAUCGAUCGGGAAAAGAAUUCUCGCUUUCCCCACUCGGUGGCAAUCUUUUCGACCUCYAGCGUGCGCUCGUCCUUUGUUUCUUCUUCCACUUUGACUUCCUCAGGUCUGCCACCCCGGUCUUUCAUCUUGGCUUCGUCGAGCUGGCGAAGGAAUUCCGGAUCCUCCCACCAGGCAUCCGUCAUCUUGACGCCCUCUCGCCAUCCAGGAUUCAAUUCGUCGUAUUCGUCCAAUUCUUUUUGGUAGUUCUGGGAGAASAAAAUAAAAAAGACACAAAAAAUUCACAUGAGACRAGCGAUUGGYUGGUUUGUUUUCGGAAAUCCCUGGCUCGUCGCAGGCUGCAGACCGCUCAAACUCCGGUACCCCGCGUUCUGCAUCGUAUAUAACGUUACUCACCUUGAAUCCGUCUCGAAGGACGUGGUCAAUUUCCUGGCACCGAACGUACCCGGCCUCGCGGAGUCCCUUGAUGAGCUUGGCUUCGGUCGUGUUCGUGUCGUAGACCUCGGAAAAAGUAAGGGCCUUGCACGAUCCCGMAUCCAGCUGGAGGGUCUCGGUGAUCAUGCGCAUGGAUUCCGCUCGCGAAAAGAUGGCGUCUUCUGGGAGAAGGGCGUCCUCGUCGCUCUCCGAGUCGAAUUCGGCGUAUUUGUAAAAGGUUKUCCCCUCGUCGUGGUCCUUGAGGSUUCCAACCACCARGAGGGUGUACUCCUUUCCGGAGUCCUUGAGCGCCUGUACCGCGGCCGCACGGUCCGMGGCGGRAAUGACCUCCCCGGCGGCRUUGGUGACAAUGACGGAAACGUUGUCGAUGUCCUUCGCGUCCUUGGCCAGRUCGGCAACGGCCUUGAYCUGCGCGACCAGGUCGUUGUCGGAYUCGAUCUGGGCCACCCAGGACCGGACGCCCUCGAGCUGGGCAGGAACCGGGAGUGCGCCGGGGGCGGCGGCUUCCUUGAAGUCGAGCUUGUCGAGGAGCCCGGUGUACCGUGCCGAGCGGCUCAGGAGGCGCUUCUUGGCGGACUUCUCGUCGUUGACAAAGGCGACAAUCUUCUCRAAAGCAAAGGCGUUUUCUUCGUGGUUGAGGAGGUCAAAGACGAACUGGUCGCUGCGUUCCUUCGAGUUAACGUARCCCGAGACCAGGCAGGUUCCGUCGAGGUUGUCGCGCUGGUCGAUGAUGUCGGGCUCGUCGAGGUAGGACUGGAUGUUCGUGUCGGGGUUCAGGUCCUCGGGAAUGGACACCUCGUCCUGGAUUUCGAGGCCCAUGCCUGCCUUGCCCCACGAGGAGAUGUAGAGGCUGGUGCCCGRGUUGGAAGACGAAGAUGCCACGGUGCUGCGGUAAGAGGCCGGCAUUGGGGCAAAGGCGUAGGCAAUCGAGGCCGCGGAGGCCGCGAACACGGUUAGGGCRAUACUGGAGAGUUGCAUCGUGCUGUGGAUUUGUUGCUGGUUUGCGAACUUGGCGCUGGUCCGAUGUGUAUUUGRAC